AUGGGAGCCAAAGUCAUCCAAUUCGAUCAAGGCUGGAGCUCUCUCCAGAAGGCCAUCACGAAGCUGGAGAACAUUCUAGAGGGAGCUCCGGGCGGCGGUCACUUCAGCCCCAACGAGUACAUGGCCGUCUACUCCACCAUCUACGAUAUGUGCACUCAACACACCCCCAAUUACUCUCCGCAGCUCUACGACAAGUACCGCGAGUCGUUGGAGGAGUACACCGUUGCGGAGGUGCUGCCGGCGAUUGCGGAGAAGCACGGCGAGUUUAUGCUCCGGGAGCUUGUGGUGAGGUGGGGGAAUCAUAAGGUGUUGGUGAGGUGGUUGUCUCAUUUCUUUAGUUAUCUUGACAGGUGGUACGUCAGGACGAAGAACCUGCCGAAAUUGAAGGAGGCUGGGCUUGUUGUGUUUCGCGACAAGGUUUAUGAGAAGGUGAAGAGCAAUGUGGUUGGUUGUGUGAUUGAUAUUUUAGGGAAGGAGCGAGGAGGGGAGCAGAUUGAUAGGGGGUUGUUGAAGAAUGUGGUGGAUGUGUUUGUGGGGGUUGGGAUGGGGGGGAUGGGUUGUUAUGAGGCGGAUUUCGAGGAGGGGAUGGUUGAGCAUAGUGGGGAGUAUUAUUCGCGCAAGGCGGCGAGUUGGAUUUUGGAGGAUACUUGUCCGGAGUAUAUGGUGAAGGUGGAGGAGUGCUUGAGGAGGGAGAGGGAGAGGGCUUGUCAGUACUUCCAUUCGAGCAGCGAGCAGAAGCUGGUGGAGAGAGUGCAUCAUGAGCUGCUGGUGGUUCAUGCGCGCCAGCUGUUUGAUAAAGAGGAUUCUGGAUGUCGUGCUUUGAUUCGCGGUGAUAAGGUGGAGGAUUUGUCUAGGAUGUUUAGGCUUUACCAUAAGGUACCUAAGGGGUUGGAGCCUGUUGGGGAUGUGUUUAGAGAACAUGUUACGGAUGAAGGUAAGGCCUUGGUUCAGCAGGCUGAAGAUGCUUUGAGUAGCCAGCAGGGUUCGAAAGGAGCUGUGGCUGAAGUGGGACUCACCCUUGUCAGGAAUAUUUUGGAGCUCCAUGAUAAGUAUAUGGCCUAUGUCAAUGGUUGCUUUAUGAACCAGUCGGUCUUUCACAAGGCUUUGAAAGUGGCUUUUGAGGUGUUUUGCAAUAAAUCUGUUGCCGGAAGUUCGAGCGCUGAAUUACUUGCUGUAUUCUGUGAUAGUUUACUAAAGAAGGGAACUAGUGAAAAGUUGAGUGAUGAGACCAUUGAGGAAACUCUUGAGAAGGUUGCUGUGCUGCUUGCCUAUUAUAGUGACAAAGAUCUUUUUGCAGAAUUCUGUAGGAAAAAGCUUGCCCAUCGUCUGCUGUUUGAUCGGAGUGCAAACCAAGACCAUGAGACAAGUUUUCUAUCCAAGCUGAAACAGCAAUGUGGUGGACAGUUCACCUCAAAGAUGCAGACAAUGGUCACAGAUAUGGCUCUGGCAAAGGAUAUGCGUACCAAUUUCGAACAAUAUGUUGGAACCAACCCAAGUAUUAAACCUGGGAUCGACUUGACAGUUACAGUUCUUAGAACUGGUAGCUGGCCAAGUUACAAAUCAUCUGCUCUUAACCUUCCUGAAGAGAUGGUCAAGUGCGUUGAAGUGUUCAAAGGAUUCUAUGGUUCGCAAAUGAAAGACAGAAAAUUGGUGUGGAUUUACUCAUUGGGAACUUGCAACCUUAUUGGAAAGUUUGAACCAAAACCCAUUGAAUUGGUUGUAUCAACCUAUCAAGGUGCUCUCCUGCUGCUAUUCAAUCAUGCUGAUAGAUUAAGCUUCUCAGAAAUAUCAACUCAGCUAAAUCUCACCAAUGAGGACUUGGUUAGAGUGCUUAGUUCACUAUCAUGUGCCAAGUACAAGAUCCUCAUUAAGGAGCCAAAUACCAAGACUGUUACGGCAGAUGACACCUUUGUGUUCAACUCGAAGUUUAAUGACAGAAUGAGGAAAAUCAGGAUUCCUCUCCCACCAUUGGUUGAUGAAAAGAAAAAGGUGACUGAAGAUGUUGAAAAAGAGCGGAAGUAUGCUAUUGAUGCUGCAAUUGUGAGGAUUAUGAAGAGUCGAAAAAUUUUGGGUCAUCAAAAAUUAGUCAUGGAGUGUGUUGAGAUGGUGCAGCACGUGUUCAAACCGGACAUCAAAGCAAUUAAAAAGCGCAUUGAAGAUCUAAUUUCCCGUGAUUACCUGGAGAGGGACCAGGAAGACUCUAAUACGUUCAAGUAUGUUGCCUGACUUAAGGUACCAUUUGAGUCUUCAUAGAACUCUACCGGAACGUGAUGUGCAUUUGUGUAGGGCUUUUAGUAAUACUAGGUUUUUUGGGGCAAUUCA
Messenger RNA from Fragaria vesca subsp. vesca, 2322 nucleotides. Its product is annotated as cullin-1-like. Gene Ontology annotation, molecular function: ubiquitin protein ligase binding. Lineage: Eukaryota; Viridiplantae; Streptophyta; Magnoliopsida; Rosales; Rosaceae. Gene Ontology annotation, biological process: protein ubiquitination; ubiquitin-dependent protein catabolic process. The transcript is spliced from 2 exons. The record is from RefSeq and is a predicted model, not a curated record. The coding region runs from base 1 to 2226 and encodes 741 amino acids. Gene Ontology annotation, cellular component: cullin-RING ubiquitin ligase complex.